GGAACUGACUUCACCAUGUUAAUUUCACCCACAAAUGAUGCUUCAGUUCACAGGUUGAGGGAACGUCAUAUUUGUGUAAUACUUUUAUGUAUUUGGAUUGCAUCCUGUAUGGCUUUAUGGAAAUUGAUGGAUAAUAGUAUCCAUGUGAAAAAAUUCCAUAUCCCCAGCCCUAAACAAGCUCUUCAAAAUAAUAAUUCAUUUGGAAUUUCAAUGCCUUACAUGGGAAUCAGUCAUGAGGACAUGAGAAUCAGUCUUGAUGAGUGGAAAAGUCUACAGGAAGCUCUGGACUGGCCUAGUCCAGAUAAAGAAAUCACUCAGCUGAAUCUGAGUACAAGUCCAGUUCACUCAACAUUCUCGAUUGAGGGACUCAAUGGCAGUUAUAAAGUGGGAGAAAAGAUUCAUGUUACAAUCACAGCCAGAGAUCACAACAACAACUUGAAACCAUAUGGAGGGGAUUUUUUCCAGGCAAAGCUUUUCAAUUUACAGUACAAGGCAGGUGUGUUCGGGGAGGUUGUGGAUCACCGUAAUGGAACUUACAGCGUUGAUUUUUUGCUUCCAUGGAAAGGCCAGGCACAAGUGUCUGUACGUUUGAUGCACUCCAGUGAGGUUGUACAGAUACUUAAAAAAUACAGUGAGUCGUCAUUCCCACGCAGCCACUAUAAAGGUCACUUUGAGGGGCCUGGACACAACGGAGCCAGGAUCAGAGAAGUAGUAGAGUGUAAUCUUAAAUGGGGCCCAGAUGGAAGUUGGAUUAAAGGCAACUGCUGCUGUGAGUAUAAAGAUGCAAAAACAGGGACGGUGUGGCAGUGUCAGAGACCAAAGACACUUUCUUGUGACUACUGGGUGUUUCAUGAAAUAGGAGGUUUUCAAAGCCCAUUAAAUCCUUUUGAGAAGAAACUUUAUGCAAGGUCUGUUACAAACAUACCUAUUACUGGAGACAAGCGUGCCAUAAAUGUCCUCUUGAACAAUAAAGACAUUGGCUCAAAAGAGAGAUGUAGAUCUGGCUUGUCAACACCAAUUCCCACCGGAUUUUAUUUUCAAGAUGUCUGGAAGUCUAUUGUGUGUAACACUAAACACUUCAGUCAUCUAGAAAUGGGAAAUUGUCUCAAAAACAAGAUUGUCCACAUGAUGGGAGACUCCACCAUAAGGCAGUGGUUUGAGUAUUUCCUACAAACUGUGCCAGGCUUGAAAAGAAUGGAUCUCCACACAAGUCCGAGAAAUGGACCCCUGAUGGCUGUGGAGUUAGAAAAUAAUAUCAUAGUUCACUGGAGGCCACAUGGUCUUCCUCUGCGAUUUUAUAAAAUGCCAGCUGCUGAUCUGCAUUAUAUUAGCAAUGAAAUUGAUUAUAUAACAGGUGGCCAUCAUACAGUCGUUGUCUUCACAAUCUUUGCCCACCUGGUUUUUCACCCGAUAACAUUCUAUGUGCAUAAAGUGGGCACUAUUCGUCAGGCUGUCAUUGCGCUAUUGAAACGUGCACCUACGACUACUGUCAUCAUCAAGUCUGGCAACACUGGCUUUACGAAGGAUGAAUAUGGAAAUGACUGGUACAGGAUGCAGUUGAACACUGUGAUGAGGGAGAUGUUUAGAGGCAUUCCAGUGGUCUACUUGGAUGUCUGGCAGAUGACUUCCUGUCAUUAUACAGUUGAAGACAUUCAUCCAGCUGGUGUUAUUGUCAGCAAUGAGAUUGACAUGUUACUAUCAUACAUCUGCCCUACCUGACACCUUAUGUAAAUAUUUGCCUUGCUCUCGUUAGAAGUAGCUCUCUGUAAAGUGAUCAAUGGAAAGGAGGAGGCGAGAACCGGCUUUUCAAUAUAAAUAAUAGUUUAAUGAUAAACUAAAACAAAAGACACAAACACACACAUGAUGGACAUGUCCGUAUAUAAUACAUUACAAUAUUUUAUAUCCUAGAUUACAAUAACAUAUGCAUAUAUCCAAUAUUUAUACGUUAUAGCAUAUUACAAAAAACGAUUAAACAAUAAUAAUACUAUUAAUAUACAUAAAUCCAAAUUAAACAUACAAUAUAUUUAACACCAUACCACAUGUAGGCCGCACAACGUGCGUCACACACAGGAUGAAUAAUUAAAUAAAAUAAUUUUCCUUAUAACACUCUACGUACAAUAUACGUUUAUUAACAUUCAACCAGAUCUCUUUUUUUUUAUUAUAAAAGAUUACUAAAUAACCAACAUACCUGUAUUCCAGUGGUCUACUUGGAUGUCUGGCAGAUGACAUCCUGUCAUUAUACAGUUGAAGACAUUCAUCCAGCUGGUGUUAUUGUCAGCAAUGAGAUUGACAUGUUACUAUCAUACAUCUGCCCUACCUGACAACUUAUGUAAAUAUUUGCCUUGCUCUCGUUAGAAGUAGCUCUCUGUAAAGGGAUCAAUGGAAAGGAGGAGGCGAGAACCGGCUUUUCAAUAUAAAUAAUAGUUUAAUGAUAAACUAAAACAGAAGACACAAACACACACAUGAUGGACAUGUCCGUAAACGAUCUCUCUCUCCAGCACGAUCCCCUGCAGUCGACCCUCAUCCCUCACAGAGGCAUAAUUAGCCUAAUACGGGACCGGGUGUGUAGGACCAUGACCCGGCCCCGCCCUCCGCCCUGCCACACUCUCCCUGCUGAAAAGACUACCAUUGCUUAUCACCAGCAUAUGUUGUUUUCGAGGCUUAUUACCAACAUAGGCAUUUUAACUAGCUUAACCAACAAGACCUCCUGGUUCACCAGCUAAACCAGCACCAAACCAUCACUAACCAGCCUAGAUCAGCAUGGGAAUUCAUGCAGGAAUAAGCUAAUCUUGUUUAGUAGAGCUGUUAGGAAACUUGCAUGACCUUUUCUGGCUCAAUUUCAUUCUAAAUAUAGCCUCUUCUACCAUUCAGUUCUGAAUCUUUUCCUGCACAUUUGAAUCUCCCUUUAUUCACCCUUUUCCCUAGGACCACCUCUUCUAUUGCUGAGAUGGCUUAUGAACUUGCCAGCCUAAUCCUGCUCCUACUUCUUUAUUUCAAAAACAGUGUGCUUGUCAUAUUUCUUACUUGACCAACAGUUGCCCUGCUUCCCUUAUAACUCAAAAUUGCAGCUGCUAGAGCCAUUCUCAGGAAACCUGGUUUAGAACCUUCAGUAUUACACCAUUACAGGUUUCAUGCAUUAAAUGUUCCCUAAUGUCUAGAACUAGCAUCAAAUCACCCUGCAGCUUUUGCCUGGUUACCAACUGAAGCUAAGGAGGGUUGAGCCUGGCGAGUUUCUGGAAGGUUGACCUCCAAGUAAAAACCAUGGUUGCUGCUGGAAGAGGUAAUAGGGAGGCCAGCAUGGGGUGCUCAUCCUGCAGUCUGUGUGGGUCCUAAUGCUCCAUUAAAUUGAUGGGGACACUAUACUGUAAAAUGACACUCUCUUUCAGAUGAGAUGUUAAAUCAAUGUCCUGACUCUGAAAUCCCUGGGCAUUUCUUGAAAAGAGUAGGGGUGUUACCCUGGUGUCCUGGCAAAUAAAUAUGCCCAUUGGCAUCAAUCCAUCAUGGCUUCCUAAUAUCA
Xyrauchen texanus (razorback sucker) is the source of this 3517-nucleotide messenger RNA. Its product is annotated as NXPE family member 3-like. NCBI's taxonomy places the organism in Eukaryota, Metazoa, Chordata, Actinopteri, Cypriniformes, Catostomidae. The transcript has 8 exons. The record is from RefSeq and is a predicted model, not a curated record. The coding region runs from base 16 to 1719 and encodes 567 amino acids.